Molecule: messenger RNA, 6599 nt
Organism: Lactuca saligna
Lineage: Eukaryota; Viridiplantae; Streptophyta; Magnoliopsida; Asterales; Asteraceae
Source: the annotation of a GenBank genome assembly
AUGGAUGAAAAUGUUAGAGACGAAAUUGGCUACUUGAAAACUCGCCGACAUGAUUCUGCCAAAGAUAAAGGAUGGAAACAACGGACACCUGGCAAGUAUUCAGGUGAAAAAGAUUGCAACAGAAAUGGAAACCAGUAUUCCAAGAAGUCUGCAAGGUGGGAAAACAACAGCAGAGAGAGAACCCCACGGAAAAGUUCAAAAAUAGUAGACGAUGAAGGGCCAUUAAAGGAAGAAUUCAGCAACGGUAAAACCCAUCCAAGAGACUUCCCUUUAGGGAAACGCUUGAAGCGCCACAGUGUUCAUACAGAUAUCAGUGACAGAAAACACCAUGGUGAGUUCAACGAUUACACACCUUACAAAAGUCGAAGAAUUUCUGAUGAUGGAAGCCGAUCCACAUACAACCCUGAACAUUCUUACAAAAGUUCUCUCUCUACACGAAAUGUCCCAUCAGAAAGAUACUCCAGAAACUGUGAAUCUCCACUUUCUUCUAGACCAUCUUACGACAGGCAUAAUAAUAGUCCACGUCAUCCUGAGCGGUCCCCACGUCAGCAUGACCGUCCACGUCAGCAUGACCGGAGCCCGGCCCGCCGCGAUAGGUCUCCCUAUGGGCGAAAUCGUCAUUAUGAUCACAGAAACCGAAGCCCGAGUUAUUCCGAACGCGAAACUGCUCGAAAAACGGGUUCAAGCGAAAAAAGGAAGAAUCAUUAUGAGAGUAGAAGCCAAGAAGAGAAAGUGAAUUCAAGGGAGCCACAGAUCUUGUCUAAAGAUUCUGAAACAAGAACCACUCUGGAUGCUUCUGAUGAGAAAAAUGCUCGUCCAACAUUACAAAAGGAAGACUUGAAGCAACCCCAGGAGGUCAAUGGAGCUGGUGAAGAACAGAUUUCCAUGGAAGAAGACAUGGAUAUAUGUGAUACCCCACCACAUGUUCCUGAAGCAGAUGCAUCAGUUUCAAUUUCAACAACGGGAAAAUGGUGCUACUUGGAUUAUCAUGGUGUAGAACAGGGGCCAUCUAGACUAAGUGACCUAAAGAUUCUUGUAAAAGAAGGCUUUCUUGUUUCAGAUCACUUGGUCAAACAUGUGGAUAGUCAAAGAUGGGUAACUGUUGAAAAUGCAGUUUCACCAGUAGCAACAGCAAAUUUUUCUUCCAGUUUUCUUGAUUCUGUUACUGAGUUGGUUAAUCCCCCUGAAGCACCUGGAAAUUUAUUAGUAGAUGUUGGUGAAUUGGGUCCAAUUAGUAACCAGUUAGGUGAAGAGGCUGUUUCUGCUGAAACAAGUAAAAGUAAAGAGCUAGAGUCCGAAGAAGAUCGAAGUCAAAGUCAAAGUCAAGGUCUUCGCAUUGACCAAAGAGUUGAAGCACUCUUUGAUGGGGUUCCCAGGAUUCCAGGCAGAGAGCUUGAGACUGUUGCUGAAGUGCUGCAGAUGACUUUUGCGAAUGGUGAGCUGCAGACGUGGGGAUAUUCUGAAGGUGAUUAUGAUAAUCUUGACAUAUCUACUCAACCUGAGCUUCCAUCUAAAGAAAUUAUUACACCAUCUGAAUCCGAAUUUGGAGAUUCUUGUGACUGGUUUUCAGGCAAGUGGUCAUGCAAAGGGGGUGACUGGAGAAGAAUGGAUGACAUUAAUCAAGAUAAUAAAUCUUUAAAAAAGAAAUUGGUUCUCAAUGAUGGAUAUGCUUUAUGCCAAAUGCCAAAAUCAGGUGAUGAAGAUCCACGUAGGCAUCAAAAAGAUGAGUUAUAUCAUUCUUCCCAUAACAAAAGACUCGAUCUUCCAUCAUGGGCUUUUAAUCCAACGGACGAGAUCACUUCCAAGAACUUAUCUAUAAGAGGUGGAGUGAAAGGCAUGAUGCUUCCAGUAAUCAGAAUAAACACAUGUGUUGUAAAAGACCAUGGAUCUUUUGUAUCUGAGCCUCGAAUCAAAUCUAGAGGAAAAGAAAGAUACCCUUCAACCUCAAGGCCUAGUCAUAGUCAUAGUCAUAGUCAUCAUUCAAAAAGAUCAUCAGAAGAAAGUGUUCCUCGCCGGAAAACCACUCACAACCACCACCAUAACCACCACCAUGAUGAUCUUUCCGGAAAGACGAUUAUGCCCCUCAACAUGCCGAAAGAUCAUCUUUAUACUAAAGACGACCUUCAGUUACCUCUUGGUGAUUGGUAUUAUCUUGAUGGGGCAGGUCAUGAACGGGGGCCAAUGGCGUUUUCGGAAAUUCAGACUUUGGUUGAUCAGGGUGUUGUUCAGGAGCAUAGUAGUGUUUUCAGGAAGCUUGAUAAGUUGUGGGUCCCGGUCAACUCGGUCAACUCUGGAAACGAAGGAUCAAGAAACGUUGAUGUUGAUGAUGAGAAUAAGUCCAAUUCAUUUCAUGAUUUGCAUCCUCAGUUUAUUGGUUAUACUCGAGGAAAGCUUCAUGAAUUGAUUAUGAAGUCUUACAAAAGUCGGGAGUUUGCUGCUGCCAUUAAUGAGGUUUUAGAUCCAUGGAUUAAUCUCAGACAACCCAGGAAAGAAAUAGAGAAAAACAUAGUCAUCAAUACCAAAUUCUCAAGAUCAGGUGAUGGAUUUGAUGGAGAUUAUGAAUUAGAAGAUGCAUCCAUAUUGGAAAAAGAUGAAUGUGGAUUUGAUGAUUUAUGUGGUGAUGCUACUUUCUGUGAAGAACCUGUGUUGAAGAAUGAGAAUUGGGGUCUACUUAGUGGACAAGUGUUGGCUCGAGUUUUUCAUUUCCUUAGAACUGAUAUAAAAUCCCUUGUUUAUGCAAAUUUGACAUGUAAGCACUGGAGAUCAGUUGUAAAAUUCUACAAGGGUAUCUCUAAACAAGCUGACUUGUCUUCUGUCUCAAAUUGCAUGGACUCUUCCUUCCACAAUAUAAUGAAUGGUUACAAUAAAGAGAAAAUCACUUCCUUAAUUCUACGCGGAUGCAAUAAAAUAACUCCAACAAUGCUUGAAGAAAUCUUGGGGAUGCUUCCGAGUUUAUCAACAGUAGACAUAAGAGGUUGCAAUCAAUUUGAAGAUUUGACCCGAAAAUUCCCGAAUAUUAUAUGGAUCAAAACGCGGGCCCCACAGUCAACACGGGUGACAGAAAGAACAUCUAUUUUCAGAACUUAUGACAGCAGGGAUAGUCAUGUGGAGGAUUCAAGUGGACUUAGGGAUUAUUUUGAAAGUCUGGAUAAAAGAGAUGCUUCAAAUCAGUUAUUCAGAAGAAGCUUAUACAAACGUUCAAAAGUAUUUGAUGCUAGAAAGUCAUCUUCAAUGUUAUCAAGAGAUGCACAGUUGAGGCGUUUGGCUAUGAAGAAAUCUGAAAAUGGGUAUAAGAGGAUGAAGGAGUUUCUUGCUUUGGGUUUGAAAGACAUCAUGAAGGAGAAUACAUUUGAAUUUUUCAUUCCAAAAGUUGCUGAAAUUGAAGGUAAAAUAAGGAAUGGGUAUUAUGCUGGCCGGGGGUUGAGCUCUGUGAAAGAUGAUAUUAGACGAAUGUGUAGGGAAGCGAUAAAAGCGAAAAACAGGGGAGAUGCAAAAGACAUGAAUCGAAUCAUCACAUUAUUUAUCCGGCUAGCAACAAGUUUAGAAGACCGGUCAAAAUUCUCCAUUGAAAAAGACUCUCUGAUGAAAAAUUGGAAAGACGACUCUUUCUCUCCUCCAGGCUUCUGUAGUUCCACUUCCUUCAAGUCAAAAAAAGUCAACAGAGAGAGAAAAUACACAUCAGAUCGUGAAAUCAAACGCCGCCUAUCCAAACUAAACCGCAAAUCACCAGAUUCCGCCACCGACACCUCCAACGACGGGUCCCGCUCCUCAGAAGAAACCGAAACCGACUCCGAAACCUCCUCAUCCAACACAAACUCCGACCCGGAAACCCGAUCCGAAUCCGGACCCGGACCCGAUUACAUCACCCAAGACGACGGGUUCGGGUUGGACCCAUGGGUUGAUGACCGCGAAUGGGGGGCCCGCAUGACAAAAGCCAGCCUUGUCCCUCCUGUGACCCGUAAAUACGAAGUGAUUGAUCAUUAUGUGAUUGUGACUGAUCAUGAAAAUGUUGAGAGAAAAAUGCAAGUCACUUUGCCUGAUGAUUAUUCUGAAAAGGUUAUUGCUCAGAAGAAUGGGACUGAGGAAUCUGACAUGGAUUUUCCGGAAGUUAAGGAUUAUAAACCCAGGAAGCAACUUGGAGAUGAAGUGAUUGAACAGGAAGUGUAUGGGAUUGAUCCGUAUACGCAUAAUCUGUUGUUGGAUUCCAUGCCUCAGGAUUCUGAUUGGCAUCUUUUGGAUAAACAUGUGUUCAUUGAAGAUGUGUUGUUGAGGACUUUGAAUAAGCAAGUUAGGGGGUUUACUGGGUCAGGGAAUACUCCUAUGAAGUAUUCGUUGAAGCUUGUUAUUGAGGAUAUUUUCAAAACUGCUAAAGAAGGACAUGAUUCAAGGAUAGCUGAACUUUGUCAGUAUAUGUUGAAGGCUAUGAGUAGUCGUCCGGAUGAUAAUUAUGUUGCUUAUAGAAAGGGGCUUGGUGUUGUUUGCAACAAAGAAACUGGUUUUACCGAGGAUGAUUUUGUUGUGGAGUUCUUGGGAGAGGUGUAUCCUGCAUGGAGAUGGUUUGAGAAGCAAGAUGGUGUUCGUGCUCUACAAAAAGACAGUAAAGAACCUGCACCUGAAUUCUACAACAUUUAUCUCGAGAGGCCAAAGGGGGAUGGCGAUGGUUAUGACUUGGUUGUGGUUGAUGCAAUGCAUAAAGCCAACUAUGCUAGCCGGAUAUGUCAUUCCUGUAGACCAAAUUGUGAAGCAAAAGUAACAGCUGUUGAUGGUCAGUACCAAAUCGGGAUAUAUAGUGUACGCCCUAUUGUGUAUGGAGAAGAAGUUACUUUUGACUACAACUCUGUCACUGAGAGUAAAGAAGAAUACGAAGCAUCUGUUUGCUUAUGUGGAAGCCAAGUUUGUCGAGGGAGCUUUCUGAAUCUAACAGGUGAAGGAGCUUUCCAAAAAGUACUUAAAGAAUGCCAUGGGAUACUAAAUAGGCAUCAGUUGAUGCUAGAAGCUUGUGAAGCGAAUUCAGUUUCAGAAGAAGAUUAUAUUGAAUUAAGUAAAGCUGGACUUGGUAGUUGUUUGCUUAGUGGGUUACCUGAUUGGCUAGUUGCAUAUGCUGCUCGUUUGGUAAGGUUUAUCCAUUUUGAAAGAACUAAGCUUCCGGAAGUGAUUUUAACUCAUAAUUUGGAAGAAAAGAGAAAAUACUUCACAGAUAUUUGCAUGGAUACCGAGAGAAACGAAGCUGAAAUUCAAGCUGAGGGUGUUUUCAAUCAAAGAAUUCAGAAUUUGGCUCUUACACUCGACAAGGUGAGAUAUGUGAUGAAGAAGGUUUUUGGGGAUCCAAAAGAAGCUCCACCAUUAGUGGAAAAACUGACUCCAAAAGAAGUAAUUUCAUUCAUCUGGAAAGGCGAAGGAUCAUUUGUUGAUGAACUUAUUCAAUCAAUUGCACCUCAUAUGGAAGAUGGACAUUUAACUGAACUUAGAUCCAGUAUUCGUUCUCAUGAUCCAUCUUCUUCUGAUGACAUCCAAACUGCACUUCGAAAAUCUUUAUUAUGGUUGCGUGACGAGGUCCGGAACCUUCCGUGUUCUUACAAAUGUCGCCAUGAUGCUGCUGCAGACUUGAUUCACAUUUAUGCUCACACAAAGUACUUCUUUAGAAUACGGGAGUACGAAACAGUAGUAUCACCACCCGUGUACAUUAGUCCUCUGGACCUGGGCCCGAAAGCAGCUGUAAAAGUGGGACCCGGAUUGCACGAAUACCGAAAAACAUACGGGAAAAACUACUGUCUCGGGCAGCUGAUUUUCUGGCAUAACCAAGCUUACGCAGAGCCAGAUUCUAACCUCAUAAGAGCUGCCCGGGGUUGCUUAUCCCUGCCCGAAAUUGGCUCCUUUUAUGCCAAACUCCAAAAACCCUCCCCACAACGUGUCUAUGGCCCACGAACUGUUAAAUCCAUGCUUUCUAGAAUGGAGAAGCAGCCGCAAAGGGCAUGGCCAAAGGACAAGAUUUGGUCUUUCAAAAGCUGCCCGAAGGUUUUGGGCAGCCCGAUGUUGGAUGCUUUAUUAAACAAGUCUCCAUUAGAUAAAGACUUGGUGCAUUGGUUGAAGCAUAGACCAGCUAUUUACCAGGCCAUGUGGGACCGAUGAUGGAUGAUAGAUAAACAGACAAACAGACAGACAGACUUUUAACUUGAAAAGGAAAAAGAAAAAGGAAAAGAAAAAGAAAAAUCCAGCCCUAGAUUUGUUGCACUGCCCGACCUGACCCGACCCAACCCAACCCGGGCAGAAACAUUCAAAGAAGCAUUAUGGGAAUAUCGGGCGGCUUCUUCUAUUCUUGUGUACAGUUUCCCCUUUUGCCUUUGUAGGUCUUGUAAUUUGUAAUUCAUUAUUGGGUAGGUGAAGAAGCGAAAGUAAUUUUUUUUUGGGUUUUUGGUUAUUUACCUCAUUAUAUGAGAGAAGUAGAAAAGGGAAGGUCAAGAUGAAGAAGAUAUAUUUGGCUACUGCUUUUGUUGUCAUAUUUUUUUAGGUUUUUAUUACUGGUUUUUUUUUUUUUUUGUUGAUUCCCAUAGUUUAUGACUUUCCUAGUUUUUUUUUUUUCUUCUUUCUUUCUUGUUUGU